Molecule: messenger RNA, 972 nt
Organism: Artibeus jamaicensis (Jamaican fruit-eating bat)
Lineage: Eukaryota; Metazoa; Chordata; Mammalia; Chiroptera; Phyllostomidae
Product: cytochrome c-like
Exons: 1
Coding region: 54-371 (105 amino acids)
Biological process (GO): mitochondrial electron transport, cytochrome c to oxygen; mitochondrial electron transport, ubiquinol to cytochrome c
Cellular component (GO): mitochondrial intermembrane space
Molecular function (GO): electron transfer activity; heme binding
Source: RefSeq, a predicted model, not a curated record
CGGCUUGUGAGUCAGAUCUUCUGUGUUUCGCGGGACGAAAGAGCGAUUUUAAAAUGGGUGAUGUUGAGAAAGGCAAGAAGAUUUUUGUUCAGAAGUGUGCCCACUGCCAUACUGUGGAAAAGGGAGGCAAGCACAAGACUGAGCCAAAUCUCCAUGGUCUGUUUGGGAGAAAGACAGUUCAGGCCCCUGGAUUUUCUUACACGGAUGCCAACAAGAACAAAGGGAUCACCUGGGGAGAGGCUACACUGAUGGAGUAUUUGGAGAAUCCCAAGAAGUACAUCCCUGGAACAAAAAUGAUCUUCCCUGGCAUUAAGAAGAGUUCAGAAAGAGCAGAUUUGAUAGCUUAUCUGAAAAAACCUACUAAUGAGUAAUAGUUGGCCACUGCCUUAUUUAUUACAAAUGUCUCAUGACUUUUUUAUGUCUGCCAUUGUUAAUUGAUCUCAUAUACCAGAAUUCAGAUCAUGAAUGGCUGAUAGAGCAUUUCUUUUGGGCAGUUCUGAUUUAGAUAAUAUUGGCCUGUGGUUAAAUGAAUACGAUCAGCUUUUUGAACUUUGAUGGUAAUUUCGGUUCAGUGACUGCUAUCACUAUUUCCCUCUUCUAAAAAAUAUGAUUGGACUUGGCUAGUAAUAUUCACCUUUCCACAGAGGUGGUGAAUGCUGUCUCAAAACCUGUAGGAGAUUGUUUUUUAUUUAGAUUUAUGUAACUGCUAAUAUAAACAUUUUAAAUACUGAGAAAAUUCCUUCACUGUUUAUUAGAAAAGCAAGACUUGCUUGUGUUUCAAAUUGUGUUCAUUAGCCUGUUAAAAGGCAGUGGCUGAAGAAAAGCUGGCAGUGUCCACUUUAUCUUUUUGGUCCUAACUAUGCCAAUUAAAAAAAAAUCCUGUAUCUAAACUGUUGCCUUUAACUUACUGAAAGGCAUUUUAGUGUGGUUUGUGUAUAAUAUCAAAUAAAGAAUAUUUAACACUUAAAAAAA